UCGGACGGGGUGAGAGAGAGAGAGAAGAGUCGCAUUGGCAACACUACUCUGCACCUCUCUCAGAAAAUAAAAAAACUUCGGAGAGAAAGAGAAGGAGAAAAUCCCCAGCUCCUCGUCCCAUAAACCCUAGUCUUGUUGGAUUCGCGCCAGAAGCCUCCCGAAUCCGAGCCCCUCGGAUGUUUCGGCUGCCUGCAGGAGCUGCGCGUUGCUUGGUUUGGUGAAAUUUGCCACUUUUUUUUGGCCCAGGACCUCUAGUUCCAGCUGUUUCCCGGUCCAAGUCUCCUCCGGUGCUCGCCAGCGUCGGAUCCGUCCGCGUUCCGGCCAAAGGUCUGAUUUUCCGCGGGGUUAGUCCAGCUUCGACCUCGAUUUGUCUACCUGAGUUGUGGCACGGCCACGGUGGUGGCGAUUGAGGAGGUAGUCGCGUCGAUUUGACUGGCGGUUCUUGCCAUUUGCGUGAGCCAUCCAGAGGCACAAAGGUUUAGCCGCUUGCUCGCGGCGUUUCUUGGCAAUCUUGGGGCGCUUGGUCUUCUGUGUGUCAAGAAAGCCGUGACCUUUCAGUGGUGCAAUGCAUCCCAAGGCUCGAAUCCACGCAGACCCGGUGCUCGAGGUCGACCAAUUCGACUGCCUGCCGGAUUCGCUCGUCCUCCUGAUCCUGAACAAGGUCGAGGAUGUGCGGUCGCUAGGCCGGUGCUCUGCCGUGUCGAAGCGGUUCUAUGGGCUUGUCUCCCUUGUCCAUGAUGUUUAUGUCAAGAUUGACCGCGUGGUGGCGGUCGAUGGUGACGCCGAGGACACGCUCAACCUCUCCUCGCCGAAGCCUCGGAACAUCUUCUCGCACUUCCUGAAGUUGAUGCUCUUCACAAUCAUCAAGCCGUUCCACAACAUGCGCAACCCGAAUGGCGCCGGGAGGCCACUGUUCCCUCAGCUCUCGCAGCACUCGCCAGCGCAGGUGCUCCGGAACUUCACGCACAUCCGGAAUCUUCGGAUUGAGCUGCCCUCUGGGGAUGUGGGUACUGAGGAGGGACUACUCCUGAAAUGGCGGGCUGAGUAUGGAAGUACACUUCAGAAUUGUGUGAUUCUGGGGGGUACCCGGGUUGACCGCAAGCCUGUUGGUGCAGAGCAUGAGCCAUCACUGGAGGAUAAUGGAAGCAUGCCUGAGUCUUUCUACACCAACGGUGGGCUGAAGCUCCGUGUCGUCUGGACAAUCAGCUCUCUGAUUGCGGCAUCAACGAGGCACUUUCUUCUCCGGUCAAUUAUCAAGGAUCAUCCCACACUUACGAGCUUGGUACUAACAGAUGCCGAUGGCCAAGGCACAUUGUGCAUGGGGGCGGAGCAGCUGAAGGAGUUUAGAGAGAACCAGUUGUCGGCAUCAGCAUGUUCCAACAGGACUCAGGUCCCAGCCUGCAACAUGAAGCUUAAGUACGCUCCAUACCUUGAGCUUUCUGGUGGUAUGGCGUUGCAAGGUGCUACAUUGGUAGCUAUCAAGCCGUCAACCGAAGGAAGCAAUGGAGUCCACAUCAGCCGUAAGGAAACCGAUGCAUUUGUCUCUGGAGCAUUUGAUGGGCCAUUCAAGGUUGCUGUGAAGGCGCUGAUGAAGAGACGCACAUACCUUCUAGAGAUGAAUGGCUUCUAAGCAUCUUGAGUUCUUCAGUGUAUCUAGCUUGUUGGUCCUAGGCAUGACCCACUGUACAUCUGUGUAAUAUUUGAGAAGCGCCAUCUCUAAUUGGUGACGCGGGUUAUGCUUGUCUGUGAUGUUAGCUCUUUGUACAGUGUGACAUUUGGUUAUAUGGAAACCAUAUCAAGUUAGUGUA
Molecule: messenger RNA, 1808 nt
Organism: Phragmites australis (common reed)
Lineage: Eukaryota; Viridiplantae; Streptophyta; Magnoliopsida; Poales; Poaceae
Product: F-box protein At4g18380-like
Exons: 2
Coding region: 566-1630 (354 amino acids)
Molecular function (GO): protein binding
Source: RefSeq, a predicted model, not a curated record